Molecule: messenger RNA, 354 nt
Organism: Sorex fumeus (smoky shrew)
Lineage: Eukaryota; Metazoa; Chordata; Mammalia; Eulipotyphla; Soricidae
Product: 60S ribosomal protein L23a-like
Exons: 1
Coding region: 1-354 (117 amino acids)
Biological process (GO): translation; ribosomal large subunit assembly
Cellular component (GO): cytosolic large ribosomal subunit; ribosome
Molecular function (GO): structural constituent of ribosome
Source: RefSeq, a predicted model, not a curated record
AUGAAAGGCAUUGAAGGCCAAGAAAGCAGUAUUGAAAGGACACAGAAAAAAAAAAAGAUUCACACUUUACCCAUCUUCCGAGGAUGCGAGAUUUUGCAGCUGAGAAAGCAACGCAAACAUCCUCAGAAGAAUGCUCCCAGGAGAAAUCAGCUUGGCCACUAUGCCAUCAUCAAGUUCCCUCUGACCCCCGAGUCAGCUGUGAAGAAGAGAGAAGACAUUCUGGAGGUCAAGGCCCAUCAGCUCCAAAUUAAACAAGCUGUGAAGAAGCUCUAUGACAUUGACAUGACCAAGGUCAGCCCCCUAAUGGUACCUGAUGAAGAGAAGAAGGCAUGUGUUUGGCUGACUCUUGAUUAG